Messenger RNA from Lytechinus variegatus (green sea urchin), 4445 nucleotides. RefSeq lists its product as uncharacterized. The record is from RefSeq and is a predicted model, not a curated record. The transcript is spliced from 15 exons. Gene Ontology annotation, cellular component: membrane. The coding region runs from base 63 to 2681 and encodes 872 amino acids. Gene Ontology annotation, biological process: cell surface receptor signaling pathway; adenylate cyclase-activating G protein-coupled receptor signaling pathway. Lineage: Eukaryota; Metazoa; Echinodermata; Echinoidea; Temnopleuroida; Toxopneustidae. Gene Ontology annotation, molecular function: G protein-coupled receptor activity.
UCUACAACUUCAAAGAACUUCAGAAUCGGACAACCUCAAAAACUUGCUACCGAUGGGGCAAGAUGACAAUCGCACUGACCAUCUCACUAUUGUUGCUCCAAUUUGCAGUUGCUUGCAACUCUACAACAGAAUGUUGCCAUGACAACGAACACGGAAUACAAGAACCUGUUACCGUAGAAACGGAGGUUAAUACGGGUACGUCAGAUGCCCUUCUGGUGACGGAACGCUCUCGCUUUUUUAAAAGGCUGAAUUUUACGCGGAGGAUCACGUUCCCGAAUUUUACCCAGUAUGGCGAGGACCUGCCUCCCCUAGGUGACCCGGAGGAUAUAGCGGACUUGGCCAAGCAGAAUGAGGGUCUCCCAGACGAAUGCAGAUCAGAUCUGUGCCCGAGACAGAAUAUAACAGACCUCAAGGGCACAUUCGAGUGGGACUACACCCCUGCGGGAGAGUACGCCUUCUUACCAUGCCCCAACGGGGGCUGGCUGGAGGAAUACUUCCCCACCGCCCCUCCCAUGAUGGUGGCCUACCGCCCCUGCUACCCUCCCACGGAGAGGAAGGGGCUGAGGCAAAUUUUCUACGAGGGGGCUUUCUGGGGCGAGCCGGUGACUGAGAUCUGCCGCUGGAGUUCGGAGACAACGUGGAUGCUGGAAGACAUCCUGAAGGCCAUCCGAGAGGAAAUCUUGGACAUGAUCGACAACACACCAAGCAACAACUACAACAGCAACAACGUCACCCGCGUCGUCUACCACCUCCGCGAGGCCAGUCUCUUGCUCAACUCCGUCCCCUCCCAUUACCUCACCGAGGUCGACGUCCUCUUUGUGGCAUCGAUGAUCGACACGUCCAUCAGCGCCGGCGUCGAGGGACUCUACGCGGUCACCUCUGAGCUCGGUCAGGAGGUGGUCAAGCUCGCGGACCGGAUGCUGGACCUUGAUAUUUGGACUUUGCUCAAGGCCCAUACUUCUUGUCUCAGUAUUGCAGAUAAUCUCGAAAUCUACACCGAGCACGUCAUCAUGGGUAUAUUCGGCGACAAACUGACGCACUACGGUCGCAAUCUUUACAUCGAAGUCGAACAGACGACGCCGGAGUACGUGGAUCAUCUGCCGAAUAGAUGGGUAGUUGUACCCGAAAAUGAAGGAAACUCGGCACCGGAACCGGUCGUAUCGAUCGAGUUUCAGUGGGGUAAAAUUGCAGCGGUGAAACGUCGGAAUCAGACGGAUGGGAGAUCGCAUAAGAUCCGGGAUGGAGAUCGGGACAGAAGGAGAAACCGGACUUUAUUCGAUGACCGGUUCGAUCGGAGAGAUCCGGGGGUAUAUGCCGUUCCUUCAUACAAGCUUAGGGCUACAGCCAUUGUUUAUUACACAGGCAAGUUCUUCGUGAGUGAGUUGUCUCAGAUAGCCCCUGUCGAUGAUACUGUGCUCGUAUACAUUAAGGCUUACGCCGAUGGCGUCCCCGUGGAAGAGAUCACCGAACCGCUCUCAAUCACUUUCUACCACACCAGCGAUAGCCAGCAGGAUGACUUACCAGACUGGGCUGAAUUUGCCUGCGGGUCAGCUCGGCUUCUUAGUUCAAGGGAACCCGUACCUGAUCUCGUUCAGCAUGUUGAGCUCGAGUGGGAUUCGUCCCAUUGCACGAUGAAUUUCACGAACGAGAACUACACCAUCUGUAUGUGCACUAUCUUAGAUAUCAUUGGGUUGAUUAAAGAUGAGCUGCCGACACAAGAACCGACCACACCUGAAACAGCACCGGGACCGCUUGAAUUUAUUGGGAUUCCAAACUCGCUCGGUCUGACGAUAACAAGCUACAUUGGUUAUAGUAUAUCAAUCAUAAGUCUACUACUCACUAUCCUGACCUAUGCGAUCUUUCCGAAGCUCCGUCGUGGUCGUCCGACUCUCAUCCACGUCAACCUCUGCGUGGCCAUCCUGCUCCUCCUCGUCCUCCUCAUCUCCUCCGUGGCCUUCUGCAGCAACGUCAUCGGCUGCCGGGUCGCCAACAUCUUCCGAAUCUACACCAUCCUCGUUUCGCUCAUGUGGAACGGUGUCGAGGCUGUCCACAUGUACAUGACCCUUGUAAAGGUCUUCAAUUCGCAAGCGUCUCACUUCGUUCUUAAGGCUGGCUUGGUAGCAUGGGGUUUACCCCUGUUUGUAGUGCUCGUUGCUGCUGCAGUUAACACUGAGAUUUACGACGGGGUUAUGAUCAACUGUACAUUCAGUUGUCGUUUGAGUACUGCCGCCUUCUACUGCUUGUUCCUCACGCCAAUGCUCAUCAUCGUCCUCUUCAACAGCAUCGUGUUCGGGCUCGUCCUCCGUGUCAUCAGAAAAAUAUAUAAAACUGAUGGUAAGAAGACACUAUUGAAUCAGCUCAAAGGUGCCGUUGCCCUUCUAGCUCUUCUGGGUAUCUCAUGGAUCUUCGGCGCGGCUGCUGCUGUCAACUUUCAAAUCGUCCCGUCAGGAUACGAACCCCAAGCUACUGCUAAUACCUUCCAGGCUCUCUUUGCAAUCAGCGUUGCUUUCCAGGGCUUCUUUAUUUUCAUCUUCCAUUGUGCGAGGUUCUCGGAUGUCAGGCACCAAUGGAAAACGAGUCUAACUCCGAAAAGAUUCAGAAGACAGAAGCGGAAAUCGAGUUGCAUUCCAACUGUUUCUACCGGGUCGGGGAUUGACGGUUUGCAGGAUACACGGUUAUAGCAUGAACCGCGGAUAUAGCAGAAUAGUAUAUACAUCAACAAGGAAUGCGGUGUCCUACGGAUGCGAUAAGCUCAGGAUACGAUAUAUACAUGUGGUAGCCUCUGGAUUGAUCCGGUUAUCUCGAGAUGCGGUAACCUCAGGAUGCGGUAAAUUCGAGACGUGGUAGUCGGUACCUCCUGAAUGGAGUAACCUCAGGCUGCGGUAACAUCGGGAUGCGGUACCCGCUGGACGGAGUAACCUCUAGCUGCGGUAACAUUAAAAGUUGCGGUAACAUUGAGAUGCAGUAAUGACAGGAUGCAGUAAUUUCAUGCAGCUAAUCGCGGACUCGGUCAGGGCAUCUAGUAUGUGACAUGGAUGCGAUAAACUAUACGAGUCUUUCUUUUUAUUUCUUCAGCGGCAUUCCCUGAGAAAUGUGACGAUUGUAAUUAACAGACACUUACGGGAUUCCCGCGGGAUCCUGGCUGUAAUCAAGACGGACUUUUGACAAUAUGCUUUAGAGGAAUAAGACGCGUCAAUGUCCCGGAGUAAUUAUUGUCAUAGUAUGGUAAAAAAAAAUCACGGAACACUAUAUGUUACAGGCGAACAGGACUCAGUAAACCUUUGUGAUAUUGAAUGUGAUGAGAUGGCGGGAAGAACCUUUGCGCCGCCAUUAUCUCAAAACAGGACAAUCGUAAACUGAUAUGGAUGAAGUAGGCCUACCCAUCGUUGGUAAGGGUCCUACCACAACACCAGGCUUUUAUUUUGUGUAAGGACAAAGAAUCAUGCGAUAUUUUAUUCUCAUUGUUAUGGAACCAUGGAAUUUAUACUGUAUAGAAGAUACCUUUGCCUGAACUUUCAUCUCUUUAAACAGACUUCUUCAGAAGCAGUGUAUCUAACUUCUUCUAUUAAAGACAAAAGCUCUAGCAAACUAAACAGAUUUUCCCGCGUCAUUCAUUGAUUUGACUCCCUUCACAAAACUAUGUUCAACAACUGUGGAAUUAAAAAACAGAUUAAAGAAUGACCUUAGGUCGCAUGUCAUAGCUUCAAACAUCAAUGGAAAAUGCAAGUUUUGUGUAUAUUUUCUCGAGUAUAUGCUGGAUCUGAAAACAAUUACUUUUGUCAUGUUGCAAGCAAUUGCCAUUUUUGUUGAUUUCGUCUCUUCUCAAUCUAUGUGUGCUAUUUUUUUAAUGUGUCGCUUACCGCAGACUUGUUCAUCAGGAUAAGAUGUUAUAAUUUCGACUAAGUCGUAGGCUAUGCCUGAUAACAUCAAGUUUUUUAUUAAAAUGUCAAGUAUAUCAUUCCACAUUCAACUUUAAAUAUUGAUUAAAAAUAGUAUUUGACCGUAUUCAUACUUUUAACAUUACUCAAAGUAUUUUCAUUAUCUCAUGUAAGCCUUUCAAUAACUAAAAGCAAAUGGUGAGUGCAGAAAAUAAUUAUUUUCUAUGAAUGAUUUUAAUUGAUAAUUAUAUACAAUGGUAAUGUCGAAAUGUUAAAAUGACAUUCUAUUCUUUCUAGAAAAUGAUUCGAUAACUUUAUUUGAUAUGUAAAUUAGGUUUACAACUCAGUUUUAUUGGAUAAAAUGAAAUUAAAGAAAAUAUACCAUGAACUUUAUUGGCAUCCUUAGAAUGGUGAUUCAUGUUUAGGUAACUGUUUUGGGAAGAGAGUCUAUCAGAGAAAGGUUAUUUUCGUGCUUUCAGUGUCUUUCAAUCUCAUAUGGAGAAUAGAAAAAAAAAUCUAUUUGAAUAAUUUUAUUUGAUAAAAUGUUGAAAGGUUGAAAUCAAUAUU